Molecule: messenger RNA, 4625 nt
Organism: Pocillopora meandrina
Lineage: Eukaryota; Metazoa; Cnidaria; Anthozoa; Scleractinia; Pocilloporidae
Source: the annotation of a GenBank genome assembly
GGCGCAUUAGAACAAGAUGGCGGCGAAAUACCCCUACAUAAUACUUAAUAAGUUUUAGCUUGAUAUUUUAGCUUGUGCUUAGAUAAGGAUAAUUAUACGAUGGUGAGGACUUUUAACGGCCAACCAUUAGGACAAUUCGCCAGGAAUUUAGCUUUGGCGGGUAAGGAGAAAACUGUCCUGGAUUUUACAGAAUCUCAACCUUUCUCUGAGAUCACAGCAUCCUCAUUUUCGCGAUCAGUUUUGAUUACAGUUUCAUCCUUCUUCACCAGUUAUCGCUGGAACUGGAGGAGGUCUUCUAGUCAACACGGCACGUCGUGACUCAGAACGAGCUAAAAGAUUAGUGGGCUAUGCUGCCCUGACUGGUAAGUCGUGUUAAAAUCUCAGCUACACAGUUUAAGUUUGAAGGAUUUCUUUUCGUAGUGGUUGUAUUUUAAGCGGCUCAAUUUGAGCUCAUUUUGAAAAAUAGUAAUAGGUUAUUUUAAUCACACGUCAUGAUUCCUCCAUCACAAGGGGAUAUGUCUUGCUCUUUUAAUCAUUUUAGAUUAUAAUCAUUAUAUUCAUUAUUGUCACAAUUAUUAUAAUAAUUGCUAUUGUUAUCAUUAUUAUCAUUUUAUUAUUACUAUUAUUAUAUUAUUAUUAUUAUUAUUAUUAUUAUCAUUAUUAUUUUCAUUACUGUUAGACUUUUAUUUUAAACACAAAGGGAAUUGAACCUUUACUGCUUGUGGUGUUAUUUAAUAGAUAGCAAAUGCUCAACCUUCAACUCCCAAGAUCUCAUUAGUAAUUCUCCUUACUUUCUGCCAUACAGUUCUUGUGAUGUUAGUUUAGAGAAUUUGGUUUUGGAUCAACUUGUAAUUCCCUAAUUGAAAUUUGUUCUUCAUUCUCAUCACUUGUCUGCUUGAUAUUGUAUUAAUAUUGUAGGGUGAAAUUCUGUCUUGGUCACUUGUGGGAGUUAAAUGCCUAAUUAAAACUACCUUGUAGAAAUGAUGCAAUAAUGAAACAAAGAUUUAAGAAGUAAAUUACAAGAAAAUAAAAUGAGUUAAAACUGACACUCAUCCUGUGAGAGAUUCAGUAUUUCAAAGGGAACAUUGUCAUAUUUUAAUGUAUUUUGUUUAAAUUGUAGAGAUAAAAAUCAUGUGGUUUCUGAAACUUAUUAAUUACAGUACCUCUUUUUGUAGUAUCCUAUGGAACCUUCGCUGUUUUACUCCCAAGAUUCAUUAGAAAUUCCCCUUACUGUUUGUUAUACGAUUUAUAUGAUGUUAGUUUGGAGAAUUUGGUUUUGGAUCAACUAGUCAUCCCUCAAUUUCUUUAUUCUCAUCACAUUACCACUUAAUAUUGUAUUGACAUUGUAAAGAGAAAUUCUGUCUUGGUCACUCAUGGAAGUAAGAGGGUCAAGUGAGUACAGUAUCCUUUUAGCAGCUUGUUGAGAAAGAUAACAAUGAUCUCUGCUGCUUUACAGUAUGAAUUGUUUUCUCUUGACAUACAAUGUAUUUAUUUUUGUGAGGUAUGACUGGUGCAAGUAUUGGUUAUAUAUUUGGAGUAGUCAAGAAGCAGCCACCAAUCCUUUGUGCUCUUUCCUCUGGCUCUAGUGUCUUUGUUAUUUCUGGUGCAUUUUAUGGUGAGUCAAUAUUUGAUGUAAUAUAAAUUUUAAUGUGAUGCCAACAUUUAUGGUAAAGGAAGAUAAAAAAAAAUGUCUAAAUAUGAUAAAAUUGAUAUAUCAAUUCCCAGAAGCUCUGUGCAUAGUAACUGAAAGCUGCUACCCACAUCUAUGAAACUCACCUUUUUGGAAGCUGCUAUCAUAAUGUUGAGCAUUGUUCUUAUCCCACUUGGUCAGUAUGUAAACACAAGAGCAAAAGAGUGAUAUUACUCUUCUGGAGAGUUACACAUGUCAGGGGUAUGCAUUAGUGGGGAAAAAGGCAAAAGCACAGUUGUGUCAGGAGCUAUUUUCAGUCUUUCUCUUCUGGUCACCACAGAUUUACAUGGACACUCUGCACCCCUCAAGCUUCAUUUUUAAACGUACUCUGUAAACAAAUCUUGGCAAGGCAUAAUCAUACUGGUUGACAGUAAGUUUGAUCAAAUACCCCCAGUAAGCCUUUACAAGCUUUGUUGUAGAACUGUUGUAGAUUGAGGUCUAAAUCUUCUUUUCUCUCUCUUCUCUUUUCCUUCAUUUUUCUAUCAUAAUAGUUUUGCGGGAGAAUCUUCUAGUGUCAUCAAAGGCUUAUAAAUGGAGAAGAAUGCUGGAUGAACUUCAGGGGAAACCCAACAUGACAGCAAGAAAAGAAGCAAUGACUGGUACUCAAGCCAGUGCCAUUAGUGGUGGAAUCAGUGGUUUAUUGCUUUCUUUUACCUUAGGUACUUUUACAUGCAUUAUUCACUCUUCUGAAAAAAGGAGUAAUUUUGUAAUGACCUAUGUUAUCUUGGUUUCAGCUGGAUAACUUACUAAAAACACAUGUACAGAUCCUCAAAUCUGCUGAAUGUUCAGAGUAUGGUUGUAUUGCUAUUACUGCUGAAUGUGAUACUACUCAGCCCAUUGCAAGAUACACUUAACAUGUUUUAAGCUCUCUGGUACCCAUUUUAUCCCCGGGUGGAGAGAGAGGCACUCAGAGUCUUUGUGAAAUCCCAAGAGAGUGACAAUGGCUGAGGUUCAUCACUUGUGAUAUUAAAGUAAUUAUAUCAUAAGGAGAAUUUAAAGGUUGAUUAAUUCAAGUCUUCAAGGUUUUAUUUUUAAUCUGUCUUCAUCAUUGUGUUUCAACAGGAAGAGGCUUUAGUGUGGCAAUCAGUACAGCUUUACAAGGUUUAGUACUGGGAGUAGUUGGUAAGCAUCUAGUACUACAUAACCAGCUUUGGCAUGUUACUCCAAGUGUAUUGUUUACAGCCAUUUUAAAUUGUGUCAGUCAACAAAUAAAUCACUGACAUGGUUUUUUAAUCUCUUGGUCAAUCACAUGAGAAACUGGUACAAACAUCUUUUAGUUUAAAGCUUAAUUUAAUCCCUUCAUUUUGAUUUAGGUUGUAAUUGUGAAAUUUAAUGAGGAUCUAAAGAGUAAGCCAGGGAAAUUUUUUUCAUGGACUUACCCAAUGGAGUUCACAACUAAACUUCUGCUUUGGUUUUAUUGUCAACAUGAUCUCCAAAAUAGUCUGCACUUAGUAGACAUGUGAGAAUUUUUUUUUGGCUUGUGUUCUAAGAUGAUCCAACUUUGUUUGGUGUUAGGGCAAUGGUCAGUUUACAAGUGCCAGCAAUGGAUUUUAGAGGAAAGAAUCAAAUAUCAUUAUCCUGAACUGGUGGCUAAUGCUAAAGCUUGUGAAAUAGUAAGUUUCUUGUUUAUGUAUAAUUUAUUUGCUGUAUGUCCAUGUAUCAGCCACACACAGAUGUAAAUGUAAAGUCGUAUUCAAGCCCUCUGGCCCACCCAACCACGGCUCAUCCUGGUCUCCAAGGAGCAUGAAGUAACUCUGGCUCUGUAUUUGUACAAGAUUAUAAUGUUAGCCUGAGGGCAAGUGUAAUUUUUUGGUAUUUCCUAGGCAAGUAGGGGCAAACUUGAGAAGAGCAAAAGGGCUAAGAUAAGACAGGGCUUCUCCCUUUCAAGUGUGUCCUGUCAUCCAUUAAGCUCUCCUUGCACUUGCUGCUGCUUCUCUGAAAAUGCAAACUAAUAAUAGUCACAUCUGUCUCACAGGCUAUCGCACACCUUUACACCCUAACAUCAGUGUGCAAAUUCUUCAUGACGAGGAGAAUUUGUUUACCAAGCAAGAGCUUCCUUAGUUAGUGAUCAUUUGCUCCAUUCUCAUAACUUUGUAGUCACUCUUAGGGGUGAAAGGAUUGAUAGACAAGAGAAAAACUUUAUUAUUUACUUAUUUUUAUAUUUUUUAUUACUUGAUUUGUUUCUUUUCUGCCCCAAAUUGCUCUCUUAUUUCCUUUUUCGUUUAUAUGUAGGGUUGGUAUGACUGGGCGUAUCAAAAACUGACCACUAGGACUCACAGCUCACUGGUGGAUGAAAAAAUUCAUAGCCUCACAAUUCAACUGCAACUUCUCCAGGAAGAGGAAGAGAGACUGCUGCAGUUGAAGCAAGAGUAGGCAAAUGAAAGUAAAACGUGAUUGGAGUUUAAAGUAUCAAAUGGGAAGACUAAACGCCAGUAUGAGAAACAAUAACUACAGAAACAUUCGAACAGAGCAAUGACAGCCGUUGUUUACUUUUGUCACGCAAUACGUUUCGUUUGUUGGGAGAAAGUAUGUUGCGUGACGAACCAAACAACGGUUGCGCAAGAGACUAGCCAGCUUGCAGAUAUUUUUCUCUUUCACUGUGUCUAAAAGCAACAUCACACAAAGUCCUUUCAAUUCUUGACUGUCUUUCGUAGCUGGGAAGAAAUUGAUUUCCCCCAUUCUCAUUUGUGCCGCGACACAAGUGGUGAAGCCCGCGAGUUUCGUGUUGGCGGGCAAAGUGAGCGUGCGAAAGGCUUUCGACAAAUGACUUCGGGGAGUCUUCGCCGCACGUGAUGCCGAAUCUUCUCGCUAGCUAGAUUUACCUUAACAGUUCGUUUAUAGUCAAAGUUUUUCUGGACAUUGGACAUAGUGUGAAGAAUUGUAUGCAGGCCAUUUCUCGAGAUCCCGAAUAUUCGAAGUAGUAAAUAUGAGAAAU